This is a messenger RNA of Nomascus leucogenys (northern white-cheeked gibbon), 1033 nucleotides long. It is a transcript of the gene ULBP1, whose product is annotated as UL16-binding protein 1. Lineage: Eukaryota; Metazoa; Chordata; Mammalia; Primates; Hylobatidae. The record is from RefSeq and is a predicted model, not a curated record. Gene Ontology annotation, biological process: immune response; antigen processing and presentation of endogenous peptide antigen via MHC class Ib; antigen processing and presentation of endogenous peptide antigen via MHC class I via ER pathway, TAP-independent. Gene Ontology annotation, cellular component: external side of plasma membrane.
UUAUAAAUAGCCCGCGUGGAAGCCCUGAAGCGAUUCAUCAGCCGGUCUCCACGUCCACUGCGCCUCCUGUCCCCGGAGCUCCAGGUCUACAAUGGCAGCGGCCGCCAGCCCCGCGUUCCUUCUGUGCCUCCCGCUUCUGCACCUGCUGUCUGGCUGGUCCCGGGCAGGGCGGGCUGACACACACUGUCUUUGCUAUGACUUCAUCAUCACUCCUAAGUUCAGACCUGAACCACAAUGGUGUGAAGUUCAAGGCCUGGUGGAUGAAAGGCCUUUUCUUCACUAUGACUGUGUUAACCACAAGGCCAAAGCCUUUGCUUCUCUGGGGAAGAAAGUCAAUGUCACAAAAACCUGGGAAGAACAGACUGAAACCUUAAGAGAUGUGGUGGAUUUCCUUAAAGGGCAACUGCUUGACAUUCAAGUGGAGAAUUUAAUACCCAUUGAGCCCCUCACCCUGCAGGCCAGGAUGUCUUGUGAGCAUGAAGCCCAUGGACACGGCAGAGGAUCUUGGCAGUUCCUCUCCAAUGGACACAAGUUCCUCCUCUUUGACUCAAACAACAGAAAGUGGACAGUGCUUCAUCCUGGAGCCAAGAAGAUGAAAGAGAAGUGGGAGAAGAACAGGGAGGUGAUUGUGUUCUUCCAGAAGGUUUCAAUGGGGGAUUGUAAGAUGUGGCUUGAAGAAUUUUUGACGUACUGGGAACAAAUGCUGGAUCCAACAAAACCACCCUCUCUGACCCCAGGCACUACCGAACCCAAAGCCAUGGCCACCACUCUCAGUCCCUGGGGCCUUCUCAUCAUCUUCCUCUGCUUCAUUCUAGCUGGCAGAUGAGGAGAGUUGUUUAGAGUGACAGGUGGAAGAUGAUAUCAAGAAGCCUCUGUUAGCCUGGUCUGGUUCCUGCUCUCCCUUCAGGGAGGCCGCCUGUCUACUCACCACUGUGCCUUUCUGGAAAGCAGGAGUUCAAGCCUUAGCAAGCCCACAGGCCCCAGCAGGUGAUGAGGGCAUUGUAGACUCAACAUCUCAUGCCACUCAUUACCU